Molecule: messenger RNA, 801 nt
Organism: Musa acuminata subsp. malaccensis (wild Malaysian banana)
Lineage: Eukaryota; Viridiplantae; Streptophyta; Magnoliopsida; Zingiberales; Musaceae
Source: RefSeq, a predicted model, not a curated record
AUGAAUGUCCGAGACAUCUUUGAGCCGCGGGCGCUCGAAGCCAUCGCCGCUGGCCGCUGCGUCACGGACGGCCGGGCGACUCCUCCCAUCUACUCCAUCGGACCUCUGAUCAAGUCGGACGGGAGGGAGAAGGCCAACAGGGCGGAGUGCUUCGAGUGGCUCGACGUUCAGCCCCGACACAGCGUGGUCUUCCUUUGCUUCGGCAGCCUGGGCUUGUUCACAGCCGCGCAGCUGAAGGAGAUCGCCGCGGGUCUGGAGCGAAGCGGGCAGAGGUUCCUGUGGGUUGUGCGGAGCCCGCCGAGUAACGACCCGGCGAAGCGUUACGAGAGGCCGCCGGAGCCGGACCUGGACGCGCUACUGCCGGAAGGUUUCCUGGAGCGGACAAGGGAGAGGGGUCUGGUGGUGAAGUCAUGGGCUCCGCAGGUUGAGGUGCUGAGCCACGAUUCGGUGGGGGGGUUCGUGACCCACUGCGGGUGGAACUCGGUGCUGGAGGCGAUCGUCGCCGAGGUGCCGAUGGUGGGGUGGCCACUGUACGCAGAGCAGAAGAUGAACAAGGUGUUCCUGACGGAGGAGAUGCGGCUGGCGGUGGCGAUGGACGGAUACGAGGGGGAGCUGGUGUCCGCAGAGGAGGUGGAGGCCAAGGUUCGUUGGCUGAUGGAGUCGGAGGGGGGCCGACAGCUGAGGGAAAGGACGGCAGCAAUGAAGGAGAGAGCGGCGGAGGCGCUCAGAGAAGGCGGCUCGUCGCAUUCGGCGCUGGCGAAGUUGGUGGGCCAGUUGAAAGGCGAGGUGUGUGGCAGCUGA